Molecule: messenger RNA, 813 nt
Organism: Nanorana parkeri
Lineage: Eukaryota; Metazoa; Chordata; Amphibia; Anura; Dicroglossidae
Gene: AIF1L
Product: allograft inflammatory factor 1 like
Exons: 6
Coding region: 77-529 (150 amino acids)
Biological process (GO): ruffle assembly; actin filament bundle assembly
Cellular component (GO): actin filament; ruffle membrane
Molecular function (GO): actin filament binding; calcium ion binding
Source: RefSeq, a predicted model, not a curated record
UCAGAGCAAGGAGAUUGUCACUAGUGUGUGCAUCUAACAGCUCAGGGCUAAUCUCUGGACUCAGAUAGAAGUCAGCAUGACAAGCAACAACAACAACAGAAUGCAAGGUGGGAAAGCUUUUGGGAUACUGAAGGCACAACAAGAAAUGAGGUUGGAAGAGGUCAAUCAGGAAUAUCUGUCAGAUGAAAAAUACAAGGAUGAAGACGACUUAAAGGAAAAACUUGAAAGCGCUAAAAAAAAAUUCAUGGAUUUCGACCUAAAUGAUCAAGGAGAGAUUGACAUGAUGGGUCUAAAAAUGAUGAUGGAGAAGAUGGGGGUCCCGAAAACUCAUCUAGAAGUGAAAAAGAUGAUUACAGAAGUGACAGGAGGAAACAGCGAUGCCAUUUGCUACCAGGACUUCGUUAAAAUGGUGCUCGGAAAGCGGUCAUUUGUUCUGAAAAUUAUCAUGAUGUUCGAAGAAAAGGCCAAUGAGACGGCUCCAAGACCUGUAGGUCCCCCACCAAGGAGACACAUCAGCAGCCUUCCAUGAAGCAGACUGACAAUGUAACAAGAUGGCAGCCUGCACUAUCUUCCAAUGUACAAAGCCAAGCAUUUUUCCAAGCACUGCUACAAAGGACAUUCACCAGCAGACAAAGUGCCUUGAGAGGACAAUUUUCACUCUCGCAUCUCCUCCUCUUCAUUUCUGUAUUUUAUUGACCAACCUUUUCUCCUGGACGGUCCUCUAGAGCUUCUACUAUUUAUUACAGGGGAGACAAUUCAAUGAGACAUUAUGGGCCUCAUGUAUAAAAAGUGUCUGAAAUGCAAGGGUCUGUU